This is a messenger RNA of Rhodofomes roseus, 3043 nucleotides long. RefSeq names its product Rgp1-domain-containing protein. The transcript has 7 exons. NCBI's taxonomy places the organism in Eukaryota, Fungi, Basidiomycota, Agaricomycetes, Polyporales, Fomitopsidaceae. The record is from RefSeq and is a predicted model, not a curated record. Gene Ontology annotation, cellular component: Golgi membrane; Ric1-Rgp1 guanyl-nucleotide exchange factor complex. Gene Ontology annotation, biological process: retrograde transport, endosome to Golgi. The coding region runs from base 278 to 3043 and encodes 921 amino acids.
GGCUACUGUACGCCCACCCACCGACGUCGGUCGCAGACCUCUCCUCAACGAGCGAACAAGGCUCUCUCUCUUGCCUCGCUGUCAGACUCACAAAAUAGUUCCCUCCACCACAGGCGAUCCGCACCAGCUGGCUCUGUCUCGUCGCCCACGUACUCAGCGCAUUGUACUAUUUGUGUGAGUGUGAACUCGACAGCGCUGGCGCAUCCGGAGAUUCACACCGGUCCUCCUUUGUCUCCAGUGCUUGUAUUCUCCACCGCUGUAGUCGUAUGAAACAGUCAUGACAGAAACGCUCAACGUAGACGAAGCCAUCCGCGUCGUAGUCGCGCCUUCGCAGGCCUCCUACUUCGCCGGCGAACCUUUCUCAGUGACAGUCACUUUCACCAACACCCGUACACCCGAUGCGGUCACUCCUCGCUCUGCGUCCCAUACACACAAACGCAGUGCCCACUCCAUUAGCUCAGUCCCCCUGGCGCGUCCUCCGACCUCCCCUGGUAUGCUCCGGACCGCUCUACCAGCAGUGCCCACACGCAAUACGGAGUCCAACGUGGCGUUGACCAGGAAAGGCCUCAUAGGCAAGGGUCGCACGGUCCACGGACUGGGUGUCACACCGGGCGUCGUGGCAGUACCAGGCAGGAAACCACUAGUAAAGUCGCUGUCAAUAUCAAUCACCUCGCAUGAGCUAGAGGGCGACUCUGGCAAGGGGAAGUCGCCCCUCAAUCCCUUCCGGACAAAUGGCAUUCGCGCCGCAUCUCCGUCUUCACCCCGCAUACCGUCGCCGCUUGCGCGGUCGACAUCGUUCCCUAUUGCACCCUCUCAUCCACAUGCGCGCAAGCAGUCAGUACUGGAUGGUCAGAUUCAGGUUCAGGAUGUCAAGCCUGCCCCCAGUCCCUCGCCACUGUCUCCCUCUAGCAACCCAUCGACGUCUUCUCAUUCCCUGUCUCUCGACCCUAUAGCAGAGAGCGGCAGCUCUCCAACCACGCAGCCCGCGACUCCCGCGUUCACUUCGCCCAUUUUGGAAAGCAUUCCUCCCACUAUCCGCUCCCAAAUUCCCUCGACCUCAGGUGUGACCGGUUUCGCCGCAAGUCGACCGCCACAACGGCGGCCACCACAGCUGGGGCACGGGCCGCCUCCCACCAUCAAUGUCCAGCCUCCUCGAUCCGCAUAUUCCUCCUCUUUCCCCACAGCAAACACUGAACUUAUCUUAUAUUCUUAUGCACAGCUCGUCGGGACGCUCUCGCUGACGCCUGCGCCGGGGGCAGUCGUGUCGCCCGAGCAAGCCCGCAACCUCAACCACGUCCGGUCCAGUCUGCUUAAGCGGCAGGUGGUGGGGGGCGGGAGCAUGGACAUGACGCCGCUGCUCAGCCCACAGUCGUUCCCGCCAGGACAGCAUCCGUCGACGAGCAGACCGCGGCACGGGCGAAGCACGUCCGUGUCGUCCUCCAUCUUUUCCCUCCUCGCGCCUACACCUGCACCACAGACACCAGUAUGGAAGCCGUCACACCGGACGCAUGCACCAUCCAUGUUCUCUCUGUUCUCCUCCGGGCAGCCUACGCCUACGCCCUCAAGUGGGAUAGGCUUAGGGCUCGGGCUAGGACCGGGCGGGAACUUGGGGGGCGACGAGGAUGUCGACCCAGAGACGCCGCUCCCGACGUUCGAGGUCCAGCCCUCCAUGCUCGCGGUCGACCUCAGCCUCGCCCCGGGCGAGUCUCGAAGCUAUACGUAUAGCUUGGGGCUUCCCGAGAACCUCCCGCCGACGUUCAAGGGGCGGACACUCAAGCUGUCGUACCAGUUCAUACUGGGCGUGUGUAGGGCGGGCUCGAGCGACCCGACGAAUCGUUCCGGGGCGACGAGUGCGAAUAGCAGCAGUAGGGUGAUGAAGGUGCCGAUACGGCUGUAUUGCCAUGUCGCUGUUGGUAGACCCCCGAAGCCCUACGACUUGCUUUGGCCGGUAUCGUACUGGAAAUCAAAGGGGCCCCAGAGCACUGCGAAGGUCAUUGAGGAGCCGAAGCAGCUAUCCAAGAAGCCCGAGUCGUCUUCUGCAGCACCCCUCCGGAGAGACUCCAGAGGCGGCAGCCUCGAAGAGCUACAAGACUAUGCAACGCAUCUCCUCUCCUCUCUCUCGGAUCCAGAUUCACGUGUGAAGCUCCCUCUGGAGGCGAUUGAACUCGAGCGGGACCGCGAGCGCGAGGAGGCCGGUGGACUCUCAGGCUGCAGGCAGGCGGUAGAGAUCAUCACGCGGAACCCCAGGAAGGCAUCCUAUGACGUGAAUAAGGACGGAGUGAAGGUUGCAGUGUUGACAUUCACGAAGUCUGCAUACCGCCUAGGGGAGACGGUGCUGGGAGUCGUGGAGCUCAACGAACGCCCGAGCCGUGCUCGCGUGCUGAAGCUCUCCGCGAUGCUCGAGGCGCACGAGUCGCUGCCGGGCUCGCUGUGUCCCGCGACGACAUCGCGGCAGAUGCGGCGCGUGCACGCCGAGCACCACUCUUCAUUCCUGCCGUCCACACUGCGGACGACAUUCUCGCUCGACAUACCGCCGGACGCGAGCCCCGCGUUCCAGGUCGACGUGGGUGCGGACCAGGGCGGCGGGCGCCCCGGCGGCCUCGAGUGGAAAGUCCGGCUGUGUCUGCUGGUGGCGGUCGCGUCUCCGACGGCGCGUGUGGGUGCGGACGGCGCCCGGCUGCGACAUCUGGUGCGCGACGGACCGGGCGGACAAUGGGGCGCGUCGUGGAAGGCUGCGUCGACAAUUGCACCGAUGGAGCGGCCGGAUCUUCGUGCAGCGCAGGCGGGCGCCGCGGCGCAGAGCCCAGUCACGCCUGGCACGGCCGCGUCGUGGCUAUCUUACUUCACCGCACCGCUAAUGGGCCCGGCGUCGACGUUCCACGACGGGGAUGAGGACGCGAGCGACGAGGGAGGCACGGUGAUCGGGGACAGUGAGGAGGAGUGGCGGGAGGUGAAGGCGGAGAUGGUCGAGUGCGAGGUACCGAUCAGGGUGUGGCCGGGGAACACCGCGUUCAAGGCUACGGAGGUUGUGUUCGAUGUUUGA